Cimex lectularius (bed bug) is the source of this 5221-nucleotide messenger RNA. It is a transcript of the gene Ca-beta, whose product is annotated as voltage-dependent L-type calcium channel subunit beta-1. Bases 324 to 2378 code for a protein of 684 amino acids. Gene Ontology annotation, molecular function: high voltage-gated calcium channel activity; protein binding. Lineage: Eukaryota; Metazoa; Arthropoda; Insecta; Hemiptera; Cimicidae. Gene Ontology annotation, biological process: chemical synaptic transmission; neuromuscular junction development; calcium ion transmembrane transport. The record is from RefSeq and is a predicted model, not a curated record. Gene Ontology annotation, cellular component: voltage-gated calcium channel complex. The transcript has 12 exons.
GUUGGGCGGCAUGGCCGAGGAUUGCCGACCGCUCCCGACGUUCACCUGAAGCUCCGUGCAGUGCAUCCCCCGUCUAUAGAUCCCUGUCGCACGCACCCCCACGGCCCAAAUUCCCAAAAUACGCAGAGGAACGCGGACGCAUAUCAGCCCGAUUUCCAGCAUAUCCGGACUGCGAUCGGGACCGUCGCGAACGGCAUACGUGACGGGGUCAUGUGGAAGUUCGGCUGAGUUCGGCGGCCCUAGACAAGCCUGUUGCUUCCACCUUGGCUGCCAGUCAGACUUGACCGUACCCACUGAUUCGGCCGCUAUGGCCUAAAGUUGUCAUGACAACUAGGGACCAACAUAUUCAAGAAUUUGCAGCCGAUGUAGUCCAAGAAGACGAUCCAGUUCCAUCCCUUCCGUCCUCCAGCCAGUCGAGAGUGAGCAAGCAGAAGAAAUAUAAUAGAAGAUCUGGCGAAGGCAGCUUUUCUGACAGUUCUGGAAGUGUAGUGAGGCAGGUGACGACUUUCCUGCAAAAUUACCUAGGUUCUUGGCAGAGGAGGUUGGUUAGCUGCUUAAUACAUCCAUUUGUAACACACAGGAGUAUUGGCUCAGCAGACUCUAAUUAUUCUCAGCCAUCCUCAGACUUGUCGCUGGACGAAGAAAAAGAGACGCUUCGCCGCGAAAAGGAGCGUCAGGCAAUUAGUCAGCUUGAAAAAGCAAGGUCAAAGCCUGUUGCAUUUGCUGUAAGGACAAAUGUCUGUUACGAUGGAUCAGUGGAUGACGAUUCACCUGUGCAUGGCAGUGCUGUAUCCUUUGACAUCAGGGAAUAUCUCCAUAUCAAGGAGAAAUAUGACCAUAAUUGGUGGAUUGGAAGGCUUGUGAAAGAAGGCUGUGAUGUGGGUUUCAUUCCUUCACCUGUCAAGUUGGAAAACCUCCGACUUCAGCAAACACAGGCGAGAAACUCAAAGCUAUACUCCUCCAAGACAUCAUCUUCGAGUAACCUAGGUGCGCUAGCUAACGACGUGCUCUCUACCUCAAAGAGUGCCAACUCCCGGGGUUCAACCCCUCCCACUCCUGGUGAAGACUCGGAUUCUCUUGGAAAUGCACGAUUGCAAGGGAAAACGACGCUCACAACCCCUCCAGCCAAGGAAAAGAGGAAACCCUUUUUCAAAAAGCAAGAAACGACCACACCAUAUGAUGUGGUACCUUCAAUGCGACCGGUAGUUCUAGUUGGCCCUUCCCUUAAAGGUUACGAAGUGACCGAUAUGAUGCAAAAAGCAUUGUUUGAUUACUUAAAACACCGAUUUGAGGGAAGGAUAAUAAUAACAAGAGUAAUGGCUGAUAUAUCUCUUGCCAAGCGAUCUCUCCUCAACAACCCUUCCAAGAGAGCAAUCAUGGAAAGAUCAAAUUCCAGGUCCACAUGCCUUGCUGAAGUCCAAGCUGAAAUUGAAAGAAUAUUCGAGCUGGCUCGAACCCUUCAAUUGGUAGUUUUGGACUGUGACACAAUAAACCACCCUUCACAGCUUGCAAAAACUUCUUUAGCUCCAACUGUUGUUUACCUCAAAAUAUCAUCUCCUAAGGUACUGCAGAGAUUAAUUAAAUCUCGAGGGAAGUCACAGGCAAGACAUCUAAACGUGCAGAUGGUUGCUGCUGAAAAGUUGGCACAAUGUCCGCCGGAGAUGUUUGACGUUAUUCUGGACGAAAAUCAACUCGAGGACGCUUGUGAACACAUCGCUGAAUACUUAGAAACCUACUGGCGUGCAACUCAUCCUCCAAUACCUGCAACAUCGACCCCAGCUCUUCCCGGCAUCCCGCGACCUCUCCACCAAACUCCACAGAUCUCUCCAACGACAGACCAUGCUGCUUGUAGAACCGCAAUGUCACCUACAGGAGUUCAUGAAGAUUAUGGAUACUCACAUGAUUCAAGAGGUUUGUACAGAGGGAGAUCAAGGAUGGAAAGGGAGAGAGACUAUGAAGAGUACAAUUUAGAAUCACCGAGAGAAGUUUAUCCGCCUGACAGGUACACAUUAUCGCAGGGGCCUUCUAGGGAUGGUUACACGAGAGCUCCAUCGGAAGACAAAUAUCAUCACCAUCACGAACAUCACCUUGAUCAUCAUGUCCACGACCACACUAUCCCCGUCCAUCACGAUCAUCACCAUGACCAUUCAAUCCCCAUCCAUCAUGUCGACCACGGGAUGCCCUUGCAUCAUGAUCACCACCAUGAUCAUUCAAUACCUAUACAUCAUGAUCAUUCGAUCCCCAUUCACCAUGACCACCACCAUCACUCAAUGCACCAUCAUCAUCCCCCACCACACAGGCCAGACCAUCUUCACGAUCCUGAAGAGUACCAUUCACCGCAUCAAACAUCAUCAAGAAGAGCCUUAAAUGCCAUUUAAUGUCGACUCCCCCAUCUAGCGUAUCAGAAUUGUAAUUGGUGUUAAUUUUUAAUCCAACAGCUUUUUUUAAGCACUUUUUUAUAUAUAAUUGUUUAAGUAUGAACAACAAGAUUUAAUCAGCCAAUAUAUUUAUUUUCAUAAUUUGUUGAAAAGAGUAAUCAUUACCAAAUAUUGCCAAUUUUGUGAUUUUAGUAGCAUGUAAAUAUUUGAGGUAAAUGGCCUUAAGUAGUUUAAGAGAGGACAUUUCCUUUUUGUUUGAUCUAUGUUAUAUUUUCGGCAAUAAUUUAGCUAUAAUUUCUUCUUUUUUUUAUUGGUGUAAAGAAACUCGGUGGGCAUGCACUGAAGAGAAAUCAUUAUUAUCAAAUUUUGUAGAGUAGGAGGUAAAAUAAUGCCCAUCAUCUUCCUUCUCAACCACCCUAUUCAUGACUUGUGGUCCAUCUCCUCUUUAAUACCAUAAAAUGUAAUGAACAAGGCCUGUGUAAUUGAUGACCAUGUAAUUAUUUGUACAAUUUGUAAAAACUAAAUAAAAUUAGAAACAAAAUAUUUAGAUGCUGUGUAAGAAAAUGUAAUUUGUUUGAUAUUCUCUCUUAUAAGAAUUUAAAAGUCUAACUUCUCAAAAAUUGCAAUUUCAUUUAUUUAUAAAGCGAAACCUUCUUUUACGUUACAUAGUUAACUUAUUUUAUUCAAAUAUAACACUUAACGGUCAUUAUGACACUUUUUUAUUGGCAUUAUUUUGCUGUAGUAUAAUUUGGACACCUUAAUCACUUAAUUCUUCAUAAAUGACGCAAUUAUUUAAUGAAUGUUGAAUAUUAUUUAACUGUGUAAAUAUUUUUUAAGAGAAGCUUGAGUUAUUUUUAUGUAUUUAAUUAGUUUUGUAACAAGCAACAAAAUGACAAGAUAUUCAUUGUUAAAAAUUCGUUGAAAGAAAUAAUGUUAUAAGAGUUGUCUUAACAAGAAUCAGCUUAAAUUGAGGAAUAAAUUCCUUUUUUAACAUAAUUUUUUCAAAUCAUAUAGUACAUUACUUUUUCAUCUAGGUUUAGAAUGUUUUGAUAAUGUUCUGCAGCAUAAACAAACCAUAAUUAUUUCAUUUGAAGUAGGCAAAACCAGUUUGCAAGUCCUACAUGACCAAAAGAAGUGUGCACACGCCAUGCACACACACAUACACACACAGAAACAGACACAUGCACAUAUACACCAAACACAAACACAACACAAUCAAUAACAUAUGUACACCACACUUGUAAUAAAUAAAUUAUACACACACACACACAUUACUUUAUUAUAUGUAAGCCAAGACUUGUAUAAUAUAGACAUAAAGACUGUAAUGUAUAGUUAAAUCGAUAACCUUUAACUCUCUACUUUAAAAGUUUUUAAAUCUUUAAGAAAUUAUUUUCUAUUGCCAAAGGAAUUAAAAAUAAUGCAAAAUGAGGUGAUGAGAUAGCAAAAGGAAACCUAUUGAAUCAUUGUAGUCAUCCUCCUAACAAUGGUUAAUUCUUUUAGUGUACAAAAACCUAGAACAAUUCUUGCCUUAAACAAGAUAAUAAAAUUGCUACUCCAACAUGUGUACAGCAAAUUUAACUAAUUAAGAACAAAAAUGAGAAUCUCUUGUCAUGCAUCUAAUUUAAUGGAUCUAGAAUAAUAGCAUUGCUACCAUUGGCAUCCUAAUUAAUUAAUUUAUGAUAAAAAUGAGAAUCUCUUUUAAUGCAUCCAACCAUGUGGGUAUUAACAAAAUUUAAACUGUUUGGAAAUAUUUGAUUUAUAUAAUAACUUUUCUUUUAAUUAAUAACAAAAUUUUGUCCAAUAUUGCAAAACAAGCUCUAAUUAGUGGUUUUUGCCAAUAAUGAAAAAUAAGUAGUACAGCAUUGAAAAUGCAAUAAUUAAUUGGAAAUAGAGUUUAAAUAAAUUGUAGAAAGUAAAGUUUAAUCUUGCAAUUCCAAAAAUUAUAUACCCCAGAGGGAAAUUAAAUUAUAUAUCUUUACUUUAUUUGGUUUUUAAAACUACGUAGGCAUUGCACUCCUGUUAUUUUACUCAUGUUAAAUAUUUUUCUUCCUGCUCUUGAACUGUCUUUUAUGGGAUUUAAUUGUUUUGCUCAUCAGUAAUCACAGGAGUGAAAUGUUCUCAAACUGUUCAAACAAAUAUUCGACCAAUUGUUAUUCCACUCUAACGGAUCACUAUUGUAAUACAUCGUUAAGAGUCAAUAACAGUUAGGUUUAGGGUAAUAAAAAAUAAAUUAUACUAUUAAAUAUAUUCUUUAUAACAAUGCUCAAUGCUAAAUUAAUUUAAUUUACCAAAGUCUGUUGAUUCAUGAAAUGUUUAUUUGUUUAUAUGUUAUUUUUAAAAAAAUCAAGCUGGAUGAUAAAAGGGAAAAGAAAGAAAAAAAGAGUUCUAAUAUUAGUAAAGGGUUUUUAUUUUUUAUAUGAACCCAAUUAUAACUCUUAACAUAUUAAAAUGUACUGUGAUGCAAUCAGUUUUGUCCAAAUUGAAAAUGGGAAGCAGCAAAUUUUGUUAUAUGCCAAAUUUUAUUGCACUAAGCUUUCAGCUGCUUCUAGAUUUAUAUUUAUAGUAAUAUUUAUAAAAAAUAAGUUACAUGGAAAGUGCUUUGAGGGAAAAGAUAAACCAUAAAAAAAAUCUUUGAUACCAAUGAUAUUACAAUUAUAUUCAGUCGUAUUUAAUUUAUGGCAAGCCUAUGUUGUCAGCUUACCAUAAAUGCAAAUACAUAAAAGAAAAACAUUUUUCAUUUUGGCAAAGUGUAAAAAAAAAAUAUAAAAAUAAUAUUUAAAAAUGACCUGUGAUCGGGAUUUACUGACGGAAGUGCAGACAAUUGCUAAACUCAUUAAUUUUAA